UAUUAUAAAUUACAAAAAUAGCCGUAGCAACUCUAAGUAGUAUAGUAAAUAAAAGUGUUUACUUAAUUAAUUAGAAAUAUUGGAAAACAUAAAUUAAACACUUGAAAUUAAGAUGAAGUUUUUUAUUAGCUAUAGGACUGUGUCCUUGUUGUGGUUUUUCUUAAUCAUGGUAGCAUUGGUGACACAAGUUCAAAGCACGCCUUGCACAAGCACUUUUUUCUCAGCACUUGUGCAGCUUAUUCCAUGUAGGGCAGCAGUUGCACCGUUUAGCCCAAUUCCACCAAAUGAUGCAUGUUGCAAUGCCCUUAAGGGUUUGGGCCAACCAUGUCUGUGUGUUCUUGUUAAUGGGCCUCCAAUUUCUGGUGUUGAUCGUAGUAUGGCCUCACAACUACCAGACAAGUGCACCACAAACUUUGAACCUUGUGAAAUCAUAUGAAGAAGUGAACUCAGAUCAUCAAACUGGAAUAUGCCAUUUGAAAUAAAUGUUUAUUUAAGAAUAAUAAAUGUAGUACUUUCCAAAACAACAGUUGCAUGAAAUUUAUUAUGUAAUAUUGUGAGUU
Molecule: messenger RNA, 560 nt
Organism: Cicer arietinum (chickpea)
Lineage: Eukaryota; Viridiplantae; Streptophyta; Magnoliopsida; Fabales; Fabaceae
Biological process (GO): systemic acquired resistance
Molecular function (GO): fatty acid binding
Source: RefSeq, a predicted model, not a curated record